AUGGCGUGCAAUCACACAAGCGAGCAACCUGUAGAACACUCUGCUGAGCUGCGGCAGUGCAUUCUAUUUGCGAGAUCAUCAGGAUUACACAGAAGGCGACAGCGUGGCCAUGGGUUCCCAGCUGCCGACCCAUGCACCAACGCCUCGGGGUGUAUAUCCUACAAGCCAUGGGAAGGGGAGGUAUUGUGGUUGCGUUUACAUUCAGGAAGGGGAGGUAAUGUAGUUGAGGCUGUAGGGAUGUCGGUUGCAUCAGCAACAGCGCGAGGAAAGAAGUCUAGGGAGUUAUGCACCUUUGCGUUACUUGGACUAUUGUCGCUAUCGUCUUGCUCAACCACGACGGACUCAGAUUUUGAAUCAGUACAUGUCGAAAAAGCAGGGGGACAUUCUCCAACUUGCUUGGAAGCACCCGGGAACUCACAAGGCAUAUCACCGUUUGCACAAGAAUUCACGCCACUUAUGGAGAAUAGCUUUGGAAACCCCCCAGAUUAUCAUGGAUCUCCCACAUCUUUGGUCCCACUGACCAUUCCAACCUCCCCUACCGACCAUCACACACGUUCAGCAGCGAACGCCGUACCUGCUGGCUCACCUUCCACUUCCCACACACCGUCUACGGCCUAUCCAAGCCCUCUUUCAGCCACCAACCCAUCGUUCGCUUCACAUGCGCCUCAAACAGCCCAUCUCGGACAUCGCAAGGUGUCCGUUUCCCCUGCCAGCUCAUCGACCACCUUACAUGCGCCCACUACGCACCCCCCAACCUCAACUACAACACCGCCUUCUCCCGAACGUAAACGCGGUCGCCCAAAAGGGAGCGUGAAAUCAAAGCCAGUGACAUACGGCCCGCAUCCAAGACUCGGAUGGCCUCCCGGAACUGGGUAUAAGCAGAGGCUGAGGGCAUCAUUGGGUGAGGAUGCAGCUCAGGCGGCGAAGAGACCGAGGGGACGACCCCAGAAACAGGAUUCAUCACCUGUUUCUGUGGAAUUCGGAAAAAUGAUGGUCUCUGGAACACCUUCACGACAUGAAGGUCCUUCUUUCCAGGCACCACGGGCCCUGUUACAUGGCCCAGGUUCAUCCGUUCCACCUACACCAUCUCUGCUUAGCGAUACGGCCAUAUCACUUCCAUCUCAGACUGCCGCAGCCGCAAGUAGGACUACGAUACAGCUCCCUGAUGCAUUUCUCAGCACCCCUGCACCUGGUCCUCGUCUAUUGGAUGCCCGUUGCACCAUCAUCCCAGAUGAAGACCCACAACGAGAUGUUGAGACACCCGAUCAUGACGGGGAGGACAGUGAAGGGUUGGAGGAAGAGUUAGGGGCCGAGGAUGACCCUCAGGAUGAUGACGACGAAGCCAAUGAAGACCUAGAUGAGCCGGAGACGCCACCAUCUUCCUCUCGACCGCGCCAGCCAUUGCCAGUCUGGCUUAUGGACCAGUUCAACGCGAGACGCGAGGAGUUGAAGGGUCACGACGCAAAUGGCCUUCCGCCGCUAUACUCUGAUAACGAAACUUUCUGGUUCCCACAAAAAUCAACAUUUUUCUUCCUCCAGCAGCAAUCCUGCUCCCCACCACAACUCUACAAUCCACGGUUCUUCUUGUGGGAUCCUGAAUGCCUUUGCAAUCGCAUUCCAUGUCCAAAUUUAAUUGUUUCCAUCCAAGAACGAAGAAAAGAACAGUCACAUUUCGAAGCUGGGAUCCCCGCAUCCUUUCUGUUCUUCCUCCAGCUCUCGCAGCUGAAUUCCCUGCACAUCUUACUCAUCGUACACCUUGCACUCCGUAAAUCAUCAUUAGAUUCUUGGACUGGUAGAAAAUAUGAAGCUUUCUUAUCGUUUGAUGAUGCUGGUCCAAGAGGGCGACAUGGAUAUAUUCCAAGCCCACGAUGGUUUUGGGAUGUAUAUGAUGGCUACACAGAGAAGCACCAGCAUGACUUCAACCAACACACUGCUAUGUUACCUGCAGACGUCACAAAGCAUGUUGCUCGAGUGGAGGGAGAGCAGGUGUUUACUGCUCUCCUCACAGUAACCAACCACACUGCUCAAAUUCGAGCAUGUGAUUUUGUCGCAACGAAAUCCCAUUCACAAUUUGAACUUGCUCUAAACCGUAUGCGGGAGUCACUGGAGCUCUUUGGUCACUGCCAACCCUCUGCUUUCUACACCGAUAUGCCAACUGACAGAGGAUUUCUUGAGAAGUGCUUUCCAUCACUCCAGGAAAAUGUCUUCCCUGUUGAGAAAUAUGGUGAUCUUGAUGUCUUCGAGCUACCUUCCUCAACUCAACUCAGCAUUCUUCCAAAAAAUACUGCUCAAUCGAUCAACGAUGCUGAUUUGACUCAGAUAUUCAAGGAAAAUAUGCUACUGUCCAGCUGGCAUAUCAAAAUCGUGUAUAUCAUCUUCAGAUUGGGGAGAAUCUGGCAAAACGAGAGCUUCCUCAUCAGCUCAAGCUUCUUCUUCUCCACCCCCAAGUUCUCAAAGCAGGUCGGCUGGUCACUUCAGACCUUUUACACCUUCAACAAGCUUGUCGUUCAACUGUCCCUUUUAUUGCGAUGUGUUAUCUCCAACAUAUCAAAAACCAGCCUUCCCGACCUCUGUGCCCUUGUUUUACACAAGCGUUUUCUCAACAAAAAACUGUCAGAACAGCUGCAACAUGCUGCUCAAGGAGCUUAUGCCUCUCUUUGCAUCUAUGAAAAACUUGCCAAAAUCACAGUUCUUCAACCACUCCCCACUGCAAUAAAUCCAUCUUUGCCUGUUCUUUUAUAUAGCACUGACAACACAACUGUUAUUGCUCAAGGCAUAAUUUCACAACACCUGGACGACCACUCGUUUGAUGGCUUCACCAUAACUCCCACUAGAACUGUUAUUGACAUUUCCAAGGUUCUUGUUCCAGGCGCCAUUCUUACAACACAUGGUCGACGUUCUUUAAAAAGCUUUGGUAAAACUCCAUUUUCUGUGGUUUGCCUACGAAGCCACUUACGUCUUAUCGAUCCCACUGUUACCUUGGAGGAAUCUGGUUCUUUGCAAUCAGCCAUUCAGCCUGAAGUGGUCUCUGAAGAUUACUCUCACUCUGAAUCUGUGGAACUUUCAUCUGGGGACUCUGAGGAAUUAGAAGGAGAAUCCACAGUAUCACUUGCACCAUUGUUAUCUCAAGAUCUUUCUGGCCCUUUCAUUGAUCCUUCUAGUGACAGAGACCCAGCUAGUCUCUCUCUUGGAUGUGAAAUUCUGGGUACUGAUCCAGAAACUUGGGACUACACAAUUUAUAGCUGUGUUUUAAAGGAUCCUUGGCAUGUCUUUCAUAUGUUUCAGAUCUCUGCAACCCAUGGGCUUCGGAAGCAAUUCACUCGAGAGCUACGAGAUGCUAUAUUUAUCCCUGACAGUGCUGACAGAGCUCAAAUUGACAGCUGGGGAGCCAUUCAGUCACCUCCACGAACAUACAUGAGCCUUCGAAAUUCAUCAUCUGAGUGGCUCCGCCAGCAAUGCAAGCAUAUUAUUCCUACUCCCCACAUUUUAUAUCCAUUGGUUGCAAAAGUCUUCCGCACAUAUGGUCCGAUUGUUGAUCCUGACUCACAAAAGCCACUGUUCAGCUCUGAUAACUGGAAAACAGCAAAGAAUGUUCUGGAACUCAUCAAGAAUGGAUAUCUAUCUGAUCCUCCAGGUGUUGCUUUAUACACUGCAAUUGGGAUUGAUAAGAAAGCUGGUGGCCUUCCCAUAUAUAGAUGUGCUCGAGGUACAAAUAGCACUGAAGGUGGAGUUCAUGCUCAUAUUUGCUCACGUUUGCCAAAAUUUGGAACCUCGAUUCGGCACCUCCAGGCAUCACUUCUUGAUUUUGUUUUGCGACACAACCUUCUUACUGGUACAUAUAACUCAACAGGCCAGCGUUAUCGGGGCCAUUACUCAAUUUGGAUCACCAAUUCUAUUCAAGAACACCUCAUAUCUCUACAAGACACGCUUGUAGAUCCAAUUCAAAUCAGUGGCUGGGUUAAUGGCAAUCUCUACACACCAACUACAGAGGUCCUUGGGAUUCUUCCUAUUCCUGAUAUUGUCAGGACCUCAAGUGGCAUGGCAAUUCCAACUUCUGGGGAACCCAAAUGGCAAGAAGCAGUGAAGGUUUGGAAUGCUACUUCUGACCAAACAACUGAAAUUUACUAUAAGCUCACCGAACAACUUAAAGUUUACUACACAAAGUGGAAGGCACUCUCACAUGUCAAGGAGACACUUUCACUUACAGCAGAUGUCAAGGAGACACUUUCACUUACAGCAGAUGUCCGUCGUCCCCUUUCACUUCUUAUUCAUGACCCACACCGUUCAAAAAUGGCCCCGGAAGUUCCGGUACACACACAACCACCCCUGACAAUUGAAAAAGGCCUUCUUGAAUUUUCAUCUAUGCAAUCACAGACUGUCAAAGGUCCUAUGGACAUUGACCCGCAGUUAGAACACUCUGAUGCACAGGUAGCUGGACCGUCGUCAAGUAAUUUCCAAAUGCACACGGAAACGCUCUCACGCACCCGGGUACAAGGUACCAUCGCUAAUGUAAACCCAGCUCCAACACGUCGAAAACGCCAAACUUGCUGCAAGUGUGCUGUUAUCGAUUGCCCUGGAAGCCAGAAAGUUUCGAACUAUUUGACUGUACCUUUUGUGCAAUCUAACCCACAAACACCAGUAUCCGGCCCAGGCGGGCUGGAUGACAAUAGUUCGUUGGCAAUGACUAUUGUCUUGCUCAACCACGACAGGCUCAGAUUCUGGAUUGAUAUUUCUUUCCUCGUGCCCUUGCUGAUGCAACCAACAUCUGAGCAGAUCACGAAUGGCUUCGGAAACCCCUCAGAUUAUUGUGGAACUCCCACAUCUGUGGUUCUGCUGACUAUUCCAACCUCCCCUGCCGACCAUCACAUGCUUUCAGCAGCGAAAGCUGUACCCCCUGGCUCACCUUCCGCUUCCCACACACCCUCUAUGGCUUACCCAAGCCCUCUUUCAGCCACCACCCCAUCGGCCACUUCACAUACACCUCAAACAGCCCAUCUCGGACCUUGCGAGGUGGCUGUCUCGUCCGCCAGCUCAUCAACUGCUUUAUACACACCCACUACAGACCCUCCAACCUCAACAACAACACCACCUCUUGCGGAACAUAAACGCAGUCACUCAAAAGGGAGUGAUUCAUCACCUGUUUCUGUUGACUUCGGAAAAAUGCUGGUCUCUGGAACACCUUCACAACAUGAGGGUCCUUCUUUCCAGGCACCAUGCUGCCAAAAGUACCAGAUGCAUGGGUCAUGUCAACCAUCCAACACAAACCAGAUGCUAAUUGUCAUUGUUGUCAUCGUAGGUCCACGUCAACCUCACAACCUACCACAAAAGAACCAUGUCGACAACACGAUGAUGAGGGACGAUGAAGAUGGCCUGGCACGUCAAUGGACAUGCCACGACGUCCAGACUGUGAUGAUGCAUGUCGUCGUCACUGUCCACAUUAAUCCAGAAUACCUUCUCAAUGAUCAUUUUUUUUGA
This is a messenger RNA of Laccaria bicolor S238N-H82, 5475 nucleotides long. RefSeq lists its product as uncharacterized. The transcript is spliced from 32 exons. The record is from RefSeq and is a predicted model, not a curated record. Gene Ontology annotation, molecular function: DNA binding. NCBI's taxonomy places the organism in Eukaryota, Fungi, Basidiomycota, Agaricomycetes, Agaricales, Hydnangiaceae. Bases 1 to 5475 code for a protein of 1824 amino acids.